Coffea arabica (coffee) is the source of this 1277-nucleotide messenger RNA. The record is from RefSeq and is a predicted model, not a curated record. NCBI's taxonomy places the organism in Eukaryota, Viridiplantae, Streptophyta, Magnoliopsida, Gentianales, Rubiaceae.
CUCUCUUCCAACACUUAGACAAAUUUAGGCUAGGUUUUAGAGGAGAAAAAGAGAAACAGAAGAGCAGAGAAGCGGCUAGGGUUCUUGGAAGGGAGGCCUUGAGCGUGAAAAGAAAAAAAAUAGAGUGAAGGAAGGGUGGCGGCUGACGGGAAGAUCAGGAGAGAAAGACGCGGCAACGGACAGAGGAGGAAGAACCAGGUCACCACCAGUCCGCGUCCGCUCUGCAUGCUGUCUGCCAUCGCCAACACCGCGCACAACCUCCUGGGCUGCUGCCGUUCUCUGUAACACUAGAUGAAAGCUCUCGGACGAAGUCAGACCUAGUCAUCUUCCAAUUCCAACUCACCGUCUUCGGCUUCGUCAUAAUCGCCGUCGCCACCGCUCAAGCAUUAGGUACUUAGAAGCCAAACAAAUAUAUGACAUUCUCCUCAAGUCAACUCCAGAAAGCCGUAAUAUAUUUGGAAGGCUUUCAGGUGCUGCUGGUGCUUGGGAGGCAAUUGUGCGUGCUUUUGAGAAGGAUUCAAUUUUCCUGGGAGAGGCUGCUCAGAUAAUGGUCCAAAAUGUUAAUUAUGAAAUACCUUAUCAGAAGAAGCAGGUACAGAAGAUUCAGCAGCAACUUGUUGAACUGGAGCGGAAGGAAUCUGAGAUAAAAAGAAAUGCAGCCCUUUCAGCAACUAAAUAUGCAGAGGCUUGUCAGGAUCUGGGAUUGCAGGGAGUAAAUGUGAGGUCAGAGCUGUUAGAAACUGCAAGUAAAACUCUUCCAAGCACAUUUAGCAGGAUACUAGAAGUAUUGAAUGGUGAUUCUGUGUCACUGGCUAUUGAAUUCUAUUCGGCCUUUGUCAGAGAUGCUCAUUCUGAACAGGAGGUAAGUGAGAGUAAACAGUGUCGGAAUCUGAACUUUCUGGGUAAAUAUAAAAGCAUGGUGGAGUAUGUUAGCACUGCAAAAUCAUGGGCUUUCAUGGAAUCUCAUUUGCCAGCAUUUAAAGAGAUCAAUCCCCAGCUGGAGGUGGUAACUGAGCUUAAUUGUGGUCAGCAUCCAUAUUUGAAGGGACUAUACCGUUCUAACACGAUUCCCAAGAAGAAGCCAGUCAUUGCUGUGAAGAUGGUUUUUGAUUUGAAGACUACAAGGCCUAUCGUGCUCAUGUUUUGUUCUAGAUGGGAAUCGUGCUCAUAUUUUUGUAUAGAACUUUACUACUCUCUAUUGUGGAUGGGAAAUCACUAGUAUUGUAACUGAAUGGCUUAUUUUGGAUGGUGCAUGCUUUAUGACUCAUUUGAGGCAA